AUGCAGCAGCAGCUCAACGCAGCUCGAAACGGUGCCAAUCAUGUGGUCGAGGAUGCUGUGAGCACGGCACUUAGCAGUGCGGCGGUGGAGCGACGACUCAACCCUCACGCCAUCGGGUUUGUACGGUCGAACUCGUACGCACUAAGCACCCGGGACACAACGUACGCUGUCCCUGAUUUUUUCCCGGUAGGUGGUGUAGCAUGGCCAGAGCCACUGUUGGAGCUGUGGAAGUCGAUGCGCUACGGCUCUCUCACCGGCGUGUUUGCCGACUUGUCCCGUGCGUGGUUCACUGUAGACAACCGGCUCGUCAUUUGGGACUACCGUGGCGGCCGCGAAUUCUGCGUCUACGAUGAGAUUCCGGAGAUGAUCAGCGUUGUCGGAUCUCCACUUCGGCCGCUUAGUGGCAUCUUCCAGCCGCACGUAACAUACAUCAUUCCUGUGGGCACCACCAGCAUGAUGUUUCUCUUGGGCCUUUGCAUCCUUGGCGAGGGGGAGCUGGCUGAGAUGAAGGUUGUCAACCUGGGGUACAGCUGCUCCACUGACACCGUGAUAACGAAGGCGAUCGGCAGCAGCGGCCGCGUGUUCUGCGCAGGUGCGGACGGAAAUGUGUAUGAGCUGCGUUACAUGCGUGAGAAUACCCCCAUUACACCGAAGAUACGCAUGGUGUAUUACGGCUAUUGGUUCUCGAGUGCCCCUAUCCUUGGGCAGGUGACAUCGGCUGUUGCGAAUCUGUGGCAGUCGUGGAGAGGUAGCGGGCAUGGCGGGCUAAUCGAUCUCGUUUUGGACGAGCGUGACGGCAUCUUGGCUACGCUGUGUGAGCGCAGCACGAUUAGUCUGUGGCGCCUGAACCCCAGUGGUGGCAUAAGCUACAUGCUCUCUCUUCGCCAUCGGCCCGAUCGGCUGCCGCGCUCUCACUCCGCCCCUCAUGUCGAAUCAGCGCCACUCACGCGAUUGUUUGUGAUAGAAACCGAUGCGCAAGGGUGCCGGCUCAUGUCCACCGCCCUCAAUGGGGACCAGUUUCGCUAUCGCUACAUCAACGCAUUCGAUUCCGUCUUCAGCGGUGAGCUCAUUCUGCAAUCGCACACGCCUUCGUACUUGUCAGCAAACAAAGAAAUCAGUGUCUGCUACGCCUCCGCAUCAGUCUUCUUGGCCGCCUUCAGCGACAUGAACGACGACCGAGCCUCCGAUGAAGUGCUUGCCGCCACCUCCCCUGCCACGGUGAUGGCGCCGCAUCAAAAUGUGCGGGACAUCGUGGCAUCCUUCAGCGGUCCAUCCUCGCGUAUUGUGCGAGUCGACGCGAUCGAUCGGAUGCCGACGCAGGGCCCGCAAAACCUUUCUGACUUGUGCGCACAGGUUUGCUCACCCAGACCGACCUACGUCGUGGUGCAUCGCCAUGGCCUGUCACUCUUUGCUCAAGCCCGCCCUGUCGACACGCUGUACCUGAUUCUGUCGACAAGCGAUGCGGACUGCCGCGAGAGUCUGCUCAGCCGCUUCACGUCCGUGUACAGUGCCACCGACUACGCGGCGAUGCUCCUUCAGGUCGCCGUUGGCGCUUUGAACGUAACAACGGAGCGCCCACUACCGUUCACGAAGGAUUCGGCGCUUUCGAGCAGCCGCGACGAUGGGGCGGCAUUGAAUGAGCUAGGCCAACAGCUGCUGUGUGGGAACAACGCUGAAGUGCUGCGGCGAGCGCGCGAACUGCUGCGUAGCCUACAGCUGCCUGCGACGCAAGCGGUGCCGGCGAGUAGCGUAACGGAUGCCGAGGUCCAGCAUGUCGUCGUUCUCAUGUCGCCGUUUGCGACGGGGCUCGUUGCCUUUGUUGCCCGAGCGCUGUGUCUGCUCUGGAAUACGGGAUUGGGCACGAUCACGCAUAGUAGCGCCGUCCCCGCGGUACGGGUGCUCGAAAAGGUCAUCCAGUACUUGGACAGCCUGUCUAUCAGCGGCUUACCGGAGCACCAGCGCACGGUGAGCUUUCAGCACGAGUGGCAGGCGGACAAGGUCGUCGUGAUGGUGCCGCGCGGCCGGAGCUUGCGUGCCGAGGACGUGAAGAGGCUACAGGCGACCAUGUUGUACAGGUGCUACGAGCUGACGCACAAGGCGUGGCAGGCGGCGACGCUGCUACAGCGCGUGCUCGGCAUCCCGCUCUACUCUGAAGACGCGUCGGUGACGUUUGCGCAGGUGAUGCGGGACUCUGCGGUCGCGCAGCGGCUGGGACAUUAUCUGAGUCAGGUGAUGCUAGACUCCCAGUAUGGCAUCAGCGCCGGGUCUGGACUUCGAGCAGCCUCGUUCGCGCAGCUGCAGCGACGGUGCCCGUACUUUUUUGGCGGCAUCAGCUCGGAAGCCUAUCAGCUUCAGAGCGACAUGCGAUCUUUGACACGUGGCGAGUCUCUUCAAUCGUACACGGAGGCACAGGUGCAUAAGUGGGCUACCGAGGUAGGUGCUAAGGCUGCGACGUACUGGCCAUCCGGCGCGCUUCAGAACAUCUGCGAGCAGCUGCGGAGCCUGAAAUACGAGAAUGUGGCGGUGGAGCUCUUGCUGCACGCGGCGGCGCAGCUGGACCCGAACAAUGCGGCGCUGAGUGUUUUUUUGGCGGAGGGGGCCGGUCAAGUUGGCGACCAGGCGCGGUAUGGCAACGCCUACUCUCUGCACCAGACGAAGACCCAGGUGCUGGAGCUUGUGGUUUCUACCCUGGAGUCGGCGUGGCUGACGCACCGGAGCGUGGUGGACGACCUCCUCGGCGGUCCGCGCCGUUCCGGCACCAUUUGGCAGGUUGAGCCGUCAGACGAGUACGCGCACUGCUUUCUCUUCGACUGGAUGUGCGCCCCGCGUGACGACAGGAAUACGGCCAAAUCGCUGCGAGAGACGCUUGUAGCGGCGCGCUCCCAGUUUCUCGGCAGCUAUUUGCGACGCAAUGCCGAGAUGCUGACGGAGGAGUAUGCGCACUACCUCGCCAGCGUCCAGGGCGACUACCGAGGCGCGAUGCAGCAGUGCUUCGUGAUGGCCCUGUCUCCGCUUUCCGACACGCCAGUUGCCGACCGGCUUCAGUAUCGCCUCCGGUGCCUGCGCGAGGCUCUCGACUGUGCCCGGAAGUGUCAAUCCGACCAAACGCAGCAGGUGGAGCAGCAGCUGCGCUUGAUGGAGGCGCAGCAGCGGCUAUACCGCAUUGCCACCGAGUUCAUCUCUUCCGGCAGUGCCACUCUCGACCGUCGUGUGGAAUGGGAGGGUCAAAUGGUGACGGAGCGCGAUGUCGCCCUGCAGCACAUUGAGUUCUUGUCUAGCUUUGUCGCCUCCGCAAGCGACCUGACAGAGGUGGGUGGCAUGUAUCCGGCGCUAGGUGGCGCAGAGGUGCAGCUGGAUGCGCUGCUUUGCUCCAACGUCACAGACGUUGGCGUGUAUGCCACCUGCAUCGGCCGUGCCUAUGAGAACAAGAAGGACUCAACGGAGACCAUUACGAAGCGGCUCAUCGACAGAUACUUUCACCAGGUCAGCUGCUUUCCACUGUCAUACCUGGUGCGGCUUCUAGAGGCUCGCGCGUUUGUGCGCUCGCCGGCGGGUUCGACGGAAGUGGUGCAGCUGCUGGUAAGUCUUGGGGUCGACCUCAAGGUGCUCUUCAUCACAUACGAGAGCAUCCUUGAGGGUAGGGACGACACAGGUGUGGUGUGUGUGGAGUUUGUUGAGGCCGGUGUGACGCGCGGCUACCUUGUUUACGCGUACGCCACAGUGCUGGUUUAUCUAGCGGACCUCGGCCGGCGCGGCUCUGUGCAGCAGUGGCUCGUCAGCAACGCCAUGACCGCCACACGCAGCAUGAUUCGCCGCGCUGCGGGAGCUGUUGCAUCGCCAAAUGAGCAGGCGGCGGUGGAGCAGGCGGAUGAGCUACUGCGAAAGGCCAACACGCUGGCCUCAAGUGGCGUGUACCUGUAG
Leishmania mexicana MHOM/GT/2001/U1103 is the source of this 3921-nucleotide messenger RNA. RefSeq names its product putative nuclear pore complex protein (NUP155). NCBI's taxonomy places the organism in Eukaryota, Euglenozoa, Kinetoplastea, Trypanosomatida, Trypanosomatidae. Bases 1 to 3921 code for a protein of 1306 amino acids. The transcript has a single exon. Gene Ontology annotation, biological process: protein localization to nuclear inner membrane; RNA export from nucleus; transcription-dependent tethering of RNA polymerase II gene DNA at nuclear periphery. Gene Ontology annotation, molecular function: structural constituent of nuclear pore. Gene Ontology annotation, cellular component: nuclear pore; nuclear pore inner ring. The record is from RefSeq and is a predicted model, not a curated record.